Prunus persica (peach) is the source of this 2205-nucleotide messenger RNA. RefSeq lists its product as uncharacterized. The transcript has 6 exons. The record is from RefSeq and is a predicted model, not a curated record. The coding region runs from base 1 to 2205 and encodes 734 amino acids. Lineage: Eukaryota; Viridiplantae; Streptophyta; Magnoliopsida; Rosales; Rosaceae.
AUGGAGGAAGGAUCGCCAGGGGUUUUCCUUAAAACCUACCGUUCAAUGAAGCGAGUUCGGGUUGGAGAUGAGUGCGCCCAUGUGUGCAAUAUGGAUGAUCAGCCCAAUCCCUCUCUGAUGGAGCAUGUGAUGUCUGAAUCUGAACAUGGUCCUGUGCCGAAUUCAACUUUUGGAGCUGAAAGCUUUCGUGAUAAAUUGAUGAACAAGCAGAAAUGGAGUUUGAAAGGGGCAUGGAAGUUGAUAGAUUUGGUUAAUGAUUACUAUGUGGUGAAAUUUGAUCUUGAAGAGGAUCUAAACUUUGUUCUGACUAGUGGUCCUUGGAUCGUAGCGGGACAAUAUUUGAACAUUGAGUAUGAAGGUUUGCCUGAUAUUCGUUACCAUUGUGGAAGAUAUGGGCAUAAACGAGAAAAUUGUGAGUUGAGAGUUAAGGUGCCUGCAGAUGUGAACACAGAGAGUACAGUUGGUGAUGAUUCAGAUAAAAUGAAAACUGGUUCUGCUGGGGCUAGUGUGAAUGAUCCUUUGGCUGAUUCUAGUUUAAGAGGUCCAUGGAUGAAUGUUCAAUUUCGCAGGCGACCUAAGCCUGAUUUUAAAGCCUUUAGUGGUAAGGGUUUUGGUGCAAAGGUUAAGGGCUCAUGUUUUGAUGCGCUUAGGAACCUUAGUGACAAUUUUGGAAGAGAUGAGGCGGCUAGUGAUGUGUUUGUUGAGCAAGACAAGUCCAAUUUUAAUAGCUCAUUUCUUCCUGAUGUGGAGCAUGGCAAGAAAGUAUGGACUAAAACCAAGAAUGCUAAGCCCGUGUUUAGAAGUUCUUUGAAUGAUAUCUCCAAUAAGCCUUUUGAGGGGAAAGUCCUUGGUGAUAUGAGUUUCAGGAAAGGUGGUGGUCCUUCAAAAGUGUCUUCAAGAAAGGUAACUCGUAUUGGAAAUAUGGUUGUUCAGGGAAAGAAGUUUGAUUGUUCUAGCCCUGUUAAUGAUCAAAUCACUAGUUGGGUCACUGAUCAAAAGAGUCACCAUGAGAAAGGUGUCUACAUCUUUGGUCAUCAACCGCCUAAUAUAAGUGAGAAAGAUGCUAGUAAUGUGGGGAGCACUGAUUCUGAGGGUGAUAAGGAUAUGUUGAACUCUAAUGUUUCUGAUAGCUUGUGUCAAGCUGAUAAAAUGGAUCUUUUGGAAGGUCAAGCUAUUCUAUGUGGUGAGAACUUGGCAGGCAAUACCUUCAACGAUGGUGGAGGUGCUGCUAGCACAAAAUUCAAGACUAAUAUGAUGGAUUUGAUCCAUUCUCAUCAUAUGGACAUCUUGUUCAUAUGUGAGCCUCAUAUAAGCGGUGGUAAAGCUACUUCUAUUGCUCAAUCCCUAGGUUUUUCUAAUUUUGAAAUUUUGGAUGCUACUGGAUUUUCUGGUGGUCUUUGGUUGCUUUGGGAUGCCACUAAAGUUCAUGUUGAUAUUUUGGGGACUUCAGACCAAUCUAUUUCUGCUUCUGUGGCUUGGCCUGGCCAGUCUCCUUGGUUAUUUAUAGCUGUGUAUGCUAGCCCUUGUGGUAUUAAAAGAGCAAAGCUAUGGGAGUAUCUAAGUUUUAUCGCUGAUUGUCAACAUUUGCCUUGGUUAAUUGCUGGUGAUUUUAAUAAAAUGUUGAAUGUGAAUGAUAAGCUAGGAGGAGUUUCUGUUUGUAGAUUGAAAGCCUCCCUUGCCUUAAGGCCCUUUAGAUUUGAAGCGAUGUGGCUUCAUCACGCGAAGUUUAAUGAUUUUAUUUCUGAAGCUUGGGGUCCUGGUGAUGGUACAGCUGUGGAGAAGACUUUUGCCUUAAUUGAGCAUCUUAAACAUUGGAAUAUCAAUCAAGAAGAAAAAUCGAGAAUUAUUUGGCUACAAGAUGGUGAUAGAAACACCAAGUUCUUCCACACUACUACUAUCAUAAGAAGGAGAAGAAAUAAGAUUGAAAGGUUGAAGAAUGCUAAUGGUAUUUGGAUUGAGGAGGCUAACAGUUUAAAAAUCUUGGCUGUGGAUCAUUUUUCCAAUCUCUUUUCUACUACUUCUCUUGGUGACUAUGUGAUUGAUCUCCCUAACCUUUCCCGCCCUGUUGAUGUGGUUAAUCUGCAUGGUUUGGUUCAACCAAUUAAUAUGACUGAGGUUAAGACUAGUCUUUUUAAUAUUGGUGGGCUUAAAGCCCCUGGUGUAGAUAGGUUCCCUGCUUGCUUUUAUCAGAGUCAGUGGAAUUAA